Vitrella brassicaformis is the source of this 1378-nucleotide messenger RNA. Lineage: Eukaryota; Vitrellaceae. The record is from the annotation of a GenBank genome assembly.
CCUGGAUCUCAUCACAGAUAUACUACUUCUUUACUGUGCGUCAGCCAUGUACAUAUGAAUGGACUUCCUGGAUGCUUCUCUUCAUAGCUGUCUAUCCUCUCUUGGAUGAAUGCAGACAUACUGCUCUACGUUUUCGCAAGAAAGUUCUUCAUGAGCGGCCACUGCAACAGACCCAAACCCACUGCACAGCAGACAGCACAGGGAGGGACAGCACAGGCGACGGACCGUCCUCCCUUCACUGACAUCGCGACCGCUGCAGUUGACAAUGGGAUAAGCGAUCGACCACUUAGACACAAAGACAGCAACGCUUCAAGACUCCAGCACAGCGGGACGACGAGAAGUCACCUGAGGCGGCAGACCACAUUAAUGACAGCAGCCCUUUCCUUCAUUAGCACGGAGCCAGCGCUCGCUGGAACUGCCAAGGUGCAGUCAGCUUUGGCGUCUCUGGAAGUCUCACCUCGCUACCUCCGCACCCUGUCAGACCAAAUCAGGCUGUACUCUCUCAUCGAAGUCACCGGGCUGCUCUACACCAAUCUGAUGAUGUUAAUUACUAACCAAAUAUAGGGCACCGCUUCAUCUCUCAGUUUUGUGCAAGGAAUUGGGGGCCUGCUCAUGCUGGUCAGCAUCGAAUGCGCUUUCGAAGCGGUUUUUUUUCUUGUGAUGGUCCGAUGGAACAACAUCCCUCUGCUGUCAUCCAGUUACGAGAAAGGCGUCACGUGGUGCGGACUUUUCACGUGUUUAUGGAUUUUGAUGCUCGGGUAAGCUGUGAUCGAGACACACACUAUUAUAUGCUGCGAGAAUGCACCCUUGUCUGUCGCUCCCUCAUCCUGUCCUCUUUCUGCCUUUCCUGUCUGUCUGUCUGUCCAGUGUGUCGCUUAUGAUUCCGUAUCUUAAAGUCUUCGUGCUUCGUGGGGCGGAUGCUGAUAAGUGGGGCGAGAUUCAGCCUAAAGAUGUGUGCCCAUAUUUCUCCUUUAUUUUCUAAGGAGACACCGGCACCGUUCAUUCGUUUGCUUACUCGGUGGUGUACAGGUGAUUGGCCUUCUCUAGGCAAUUUACCUAUAGUAUGGGGACACACGAUGCGUGCUUGCUUAAUAAUUCCUCGGUCAAAUCAACCCCAAAUCACCUCCAUCCACCCCCUGCUCAUCCUGUCCAUCAAAAACCCUACGUUGGACGCACUUACUCUCUGCACUGCCCUCCCUCCCUCCCUCUCUGUUGGUAUGUGCCUGUCUGGGUGGCUUCCUGUCUGGCUGUGGGGCUGGGGUUGGUGUGUUGCCCUCCAAUGCUGGCGGUUUGACCUGAUGGCUAGGCAGCUGUGUGUGAGUGUGUGUAGGUGUGUGAGGCCUGUCUGCCUGACUACCUGCCUGGGUGAAGCACAUGG